Messenger RNA from Salvelinus sp. IW2-2015, 6176 nucleotides. RefSeq names its product forkhead box protein O4. Gene Ontology annotation, biological process: regulation of transcription by RNA polymerase II. The record is from RefSeq and is a predicted model, not a curated record. Gene Ontology annotation, molecular function: RNA polymerase II cis-regulatory region sequence-specific DNA binding; DNA-binding transcription factor activity, RNA polymerase II-specific. Lineage: Eukaryota; Metazoa; Chordata; Actinopteri; Salmoniformes; Salmonidae. Gene Ontology annotation, cellular component: nucleus.
CUGGCAGUGGUAAACAGACGUCAGAAGGGWGUCUUCGCCUCGAGUCAAAACAAAACAAAACAAAAAAAUAUAUACGAUGACUGAAUAUUUUGACAUCCAUAAUAGACACAAGUCGAGCAAAACUAUCUACUGAAAGGGGCAAAUUCCAAAGGAAGGUACUGAAGGCAUUUUUCCGACUUUUGAAAGGAUUUUAAACUCCGAAAUAACUGGAGUUAGCCAGCUAGCUAGGUGGCUAUUACGCUAUUUCCACAACUACGUUUGGUGUGUUGAGAGUGCAGCCGAUGUGUAAGAGAGUAAACUUCAAGAAACCGUGGAUUCCGAACCGUGCUUUAACGUGUCCGGGGGACGAGGACUGACUCAAGUUAGGCACAUUCUGAAGGUUUGUGCCCGCGUGAGCAUCGUGUGCUGCCGCUCCUCGGCGUAGAGAAACAUGGCAGAUGGCGACACGCGCUUGCCCACAAUGUGGAGGAGAGUGCAAACCUGAAUCAGAAAACCACGGACUUUCUGAUCGAUUGUUUUCCUCAAAUUUUUGUUACAGACCAUCAUGAUCAAACUGUUCAGUAAGGUUUUGCUCWCAACAUUUAUUUUUGUCAGUCGACUUAAAUUACUAAACUAGCCAAGUAAUAAUGCUGUAGCGGAAAGAAACGAKAUCCAGCARAACAUUACUGUUUUGACUUAUUUUCAGCAGUAAACGUGGCAUUGGUUAGAUAAUCAAAUAUAGCAUACUUUUUACUUGAAAUAUUGAUCAUCUUAUUGCUWUAGCUCCAUGAAUCCACAAAGUGACAUUGUUUCACAGGUAUGAGUGACGGCUAGAUGUAUUGUGUAUUUUGUUAUCAAUUAGUUGUUGUUUACAUAUAUAUAUAUAUCACAAUUAGAAUUGUGAUAUAAAUAUUGUAACUAUAUAUCUGCUCCAGUAUUCUAUUGAAGCGCGAGGUUAUUUCUACGUGCGAAGGAGCGAAACGGCACGUUGUUUACAAGGGCAGACCGAGGCAUCGUUAAAUUUAGCUAGUUGAUCAUUUGUAACGAACGCUCUUUUGUGACAGUGACCCACUGUGUAAUCCUAAUUUGUGGGUUCUUUUCAAMUAUAUGUUCUUGAGGGCGACUCUAUUUUUAUUUUAACUCAAAGGGCAAUAUUAUUUUUUGAAGGAAGACGCAAUAAAUAAACAUUUAAAUUUAUAGUGUUGUUAUAGUUUUAAUUUUAUAGCUACUUUCCCUUUAAUUAGGUCACCUUUUCACAAACUUCGCAUAGAUUUACAUUGUCUCAAUAUUAAAACUACAAACUACCAAAACUAAACUGAGACGUUUUUUUAUUAUAUAUAUAUAUAUAUAUACCCCACAGCAACGUUUUACCAUAACACGUUGUGGGCCAUCAAUUGCAUUGUUUUCUGAUUGCAAUCCAGAUGUUUUGGUGUGCAUUCCUCCCUGAGUUCCCUUUGUUCUUUUAUACUAACAAAGGAACCCUCAUCACAGCCUUUCUUUGCUCUAUGUAAAUCGGAAGGUUUAUAAUAGUUACUAUUAAGGAGAUUAUUUGGGUCCCCUAAUCUCCAAUCUCAGGAUUAACGGACGCUAUAUUGGUGUAURCAGAUUGUGUCUUUCUUCUACAAGUCCCCUUAAUAGAGGAUGGAAAAUAUAAUUUUUUUGUACGAUAGUUUAAGUUUAUAUUGAACUUUUGGUUAUACAAUAAUUUUAUUAGACAAUCUAGUUUGAACAUAGACUCAUCAGAUAAUAAUAAUAACAAGCAUUUCGCUACACCGGCAAUAACAUCUGCUAAAUAUGUGUAUGUGACCAAUAACAUUUGAUUUAAUAGGCCUACAUUUUGGUGUGCCUGUUAAAAACACAUGUUGACAAACCUCCCCAGAUUAUAUAUUUGUUUUAUUUUUUUAUUUAGUAGAGAUUAUUCAGUCUGACUAUUAUUUAUUUUGACGUUUUAUAUUUUAAGUAUUAUUUCAUAGUAGUCAACAUUUAGAAUAGUUCAGAAGUGAAGCAAACCUUUUGUGGAAAAUCUCUUACAAUGGAGGAUUCAAAGGUACCCAAGAUUGACCCAGAUUUUGAGCCGCAAAGCAGACCUAGGUCGUGCACAUGGCCGCUCCCCAGACUCGACAUCUCAGCUGUUAAACCGGAGGGGGCAGACGGACCUGAAUCCGCUGCGGGAACCCCGCCCGCCGACGAGGAUAAGCAAGAGCAACAGCAAAUCGUAUGUGAGCCUGAGAAAGUUGUGGUCUCAGAGGGAGGAGUUGUAGCCGGAGUGGGUGGAGCCACGCCCCGAAAGGGAUCAUCCCGGCGCAAUGCAUGGGGGAACCAUUCCUACGCGGACCUGAUUAGUCAGGCUAUUGAGAACGCUCCAGAGAAGCGCUUAACCUUGGCACAGAUAUAUGACUGGAUGGUGAAAACCGUGCCUUACUUCAAAGAUAAAGGAGAUAGCAACAGCUCAGCAGGGUGGAAGAAUUCAAUUCGCCACAAUUUAUCACUCCACAACAAGUUCCUGAGAGUUCACAAUGAGUCCACAGGCAAAAGUUCCUGGUGGAUGCUCAACCCAGAGGGGGGCAAGACUGGGAAAGCCCCCCGGCGCCGUGCUGCCUCCAUGGACAACAGCAGCAAACUGCUAAAGAGCCGGAUGCGGGCCAAGCAGACCAAGAAGGCAGCAGCAGGCUUGGGUGGGACCACCGGGGGAGACGGCGAUGGCGURGCAGACAGUCCCAACUCCUCCCAGCAGUUCCCCAAAUGGGGGGUGAACAGCGGCAGCCCCUCAUCCCGCGGUAGCCUAGACGACCCUGACAUGUGGACCAGCUUCCGUCCACGCACCAGCUCCAACGCCAGCACCCUGAGUGGCCGGCUGUCCCCCAUUGGUCCCGGCCAGGAGGAUGAGGAUGACCUGCCUGAGGAAGGUCUACUGGGCUACUCCACGGGCAACCUGCCCCCCACCCUCACCGAGACACUCAUGGAYGAGCUGGACCUGAUCGAUGGCCUGACGCUGAUGACAGAGCAGCAAGYAAGGGCUAGUCCCAGCACGGCCCCCAUGGUGCCCCCCACCCCUCUGCCCUCCGCUUCCACCUUGCUUCCCCGGGGGUCCGGGUUCCCCACAUUCCGUCAGCUGCAGCCACCCAACCUCUCUCAGGCUGCCAACCAGAUCGMGGGACAGUCCUCAGGCACACAAUCUGGCAACAAUAACAACUCCAAYCCCUCAAACUAUGGCAACUCCCUCUUCAACCCUAUGCCUACCCCCGGCUCCCAUGGGACUGGUCACUAUGGCACCCAUGUAGCCUCCAGCUUGGAGGCGUUGCUCACUUCGGACUCCCCGCCUCCCAGUGAUGUCAUGAUGACCCAGGUGGAUCCGCUGAUGCCCAGUCCGGGUGGAGUGGGGAUGAUGGGCAUGGGGGGGCCCAUGGUGGGAGGGCGGGCCAAGCCCAACCAGCUGUUGCUGGGGAAGGGGCUUGAGCCCAACACUGUGGCACCCAUGGGGAUGCAAUCUCAACUCCAGUCCCAGCUCCAGCAGCAGCACUCUCAGCUGGGCCUGGGCAUGAGCCUGUCAGGCAUGACCCAGGACUCUCCACAGUACUCCGGCCUCAAAGCCCAGCAUGCACAGCUGCCAGGUAUGGGGCUUCACCACGGAGGGGGCCUCUCCGCCAAUGCAGGAGGAGGUCUGCCAGGGAUGGGCCAGUUCGGAACGCCGAGCUGCUUCCUGCCCAGUCAAGACCGCUUGCCCACCGACUUGGAUAUCGAGAUGUUCACAGAGAACUUGGACUGUGACGUUGACUACAUCAUCAACAGCGACCUCAUGGAUGGAGAGGGCAUCGAUUUCAACUUUGACCCCAUAAUCCAGGGAGGGCAAAGCUACUCCGGCCCUGCGACCACGCAGAGCUCCGCCCACAACUGGGUACCCAGCUAACUUUCCAGCAACCCUUGCAGUGUUAGCCAGGAGAUUAAUCAAGAACAUCAWGAAGUCAACAUUUGUCUUUGACUCUUUGUUGCGGGUAAGGAUCCCCAAUCACACAAAAACUCAACGACACUCACAACAAAGAUCACAUCUGGUGCAUUCCCAUUCCUCGUCUCCCUAUUGGCUGAAGAUUUGAAGCAAUUUUUUAAAACCUUUGCGUUUGUACUUUUGAGUUUUCUUUGGAUUUAAGGACGAAAKCAGACCUCAGACAUCCAUGUCACGUGCCAAUACAAGUGGAUGGUCAGGAGAUCCACCAUACAUGAGACCCCCCCCAGACCCCCUAGUAACACUUGCAACUUUUGGGGAGUUUGCCGUAUGUAUUUUCUUGGAGUGUUUUUGAGAGAAGUAUGACAGAAUUUAUUUAGAGUAAAAAGACUAAACACAACAAACAACUCUAAACUACUUGGAGUUAAUAUAACAAUGAAUAUUAUUACUAUACCAAAGUAGUUUUAGGAUUGAUAUGGUACACCUCAUUGAUGUCUUUGAUAUUGAAGGUAAAAUGGACGGGGCACACAGGAAAACAUGGCCAGUUUUCGUAUAAAUUGUAGGUGGUGAACGAUUACCGACCACCACCAACUUAGACAUAAAAUGAAGCUGCUGCAUCUGUAUAUAUGGAGGGAAUGGGGUUCAAACACAAAAACACUCCUCUGUACCUUCCUCAAUGAAAAUAUUGAGAAGUUGCAGCUGGACUAUGGACGGGUUGGUUGUGUGGCAACAAAACCAACGUGUGAGCCACUAUGGGGCAAAACAGAAAGGGUUGCAGCUCGGUGGGCACAGGCCCAUCCAAUCAGAUUGAGAGAAAAAAUAAAUGAUAGUAAUCGUAGUUUUACCUAAACAUGCAAACACCAUUAGAUAGAAUUCAUAGCAAGCAAUUUUCGGUCAGUUUUGUUGCCGACUAACCAACCCUCAUUAACCGGUCAACAAAUGGUUACAUUUUUUCCAAACAGUAAAAUGACAUGACCAACAGAAAAUAUCCUACUAUGCAUGCAUACAAGGAACGGACAUGUUUCAUUCUGAACUUAAUGGAAACAUGCAACAACAGCAAGCCUAURGUAUUACAGUCAAAAGGCUAUAAUGUAUUUUAUUGAACGUUCAAGUCCUGUAAUGAAGCAGCUAAUAAAACCUCCAUUUCAAACAUUUGCCAAAAUGCGAUUCGCGGGAAAACACCGUUCUAAACAGCACACCUAAUGCAAACGGUUCCAUAUGUGACAGAUAUGAAACUUAGAAAGAUAGGGAAUCUAAUAGCAACAACUAAGAUGGUUUGCUAAUAUGACUAGGAUUGUGUCUUUGGGUUCUGGACAACGAAAGAAAGAUAUGAAAACCAAUAGAGCAAUAGAAAAUGAUGGUUAAUGGCAUGAGGAAGUCUUUAUAAAAUUAUAUUUUCCUCCAUGUUUCUAUGGUUGGAUUUUGGCAAGGCUACUUUGAAGCAAGGUAAGACACGCCUCAUUAUUUAAAGUAAAACGAUCAGGUUUCAAACAAUUAUGCUGCCUCAAGCUCACAUUGUAAAGUGGUGGGUGACGCGCUGAUAGCCUGCCUACCGUUGACUAUAGUCUGCCUACUGUUGACUAUAGCAUAUGCACUCAAAUGGCGAAUGGGAGGUGCACUUGAAUUAUGAGUUGAAUUUGAGAAAUAAAAAUUUAUAUUUUUAACCGUGGUCAUCAAAACAGUUAACACGCAAUGACUGGGCUUAUAAAAGCAUAUUUCACUCCAGUGCCAGCUUUUUGAGGAGCUACUCUCGUGCUGUCUGACAGGUGGUAGGCUAUUCUGCUCCUCAAACUAGACUGUAUGCUGUGCUUGUGAUAACUAAGAUGCAUGACGACUAACAAAAAUACACACACCAAUUUAAUUUCGCAAAAUUAUGCAAAGGAACCUAUAGACCUAUAAGCAUGACUGGUCAAAUGUAUUUUCGGUGGCUAACCUAUUAACCGUUAACCGUUAACAUACCUACAAGAAGUGCACUGGAAUGACAUUCAGAUGAACUGGAAUGACAUUCACUCUCAUGGGAAGGGUGGCCAAAAAUAACUAACUGAAAGCCACACUCCCAAUAAGCCAUGAAUAUGACCGCAUUGAGGCAUAUGUCACUGUGCUUCUAUGGCUAUAUGCACUAUAUAAAUGCACCAUACCACUGCCUACUUUGUUCAUUUAGCAAACAAGACCGCUCAUAAUCCAGUGCCUUUAUCACAGUCAAUACACAUAUUUGAGCUUUAAAAAUGCUAAUUUUUCCUCUGCCUCAUGACAAAAU